This is a messenger RNA of Durio zibethinus, 1999 nucleotides long. Its product is annotated as RING/U-box superfamily protein. Gene Ontology annotation, molecular function: zinc ion binding. The record is from RefSeq and is a predicted model, not a curated record. Lineage: Eukaryota; Viridiplantae; Streptophyta; Magnoliopsida; Malvales; Malvaceae.
AUAGAUAAGAAAAAGAAUUGGGCUUUGAAAAGCUUUAUCAGUUUAUAUUGGCACUUCUUUUUUCUAUUUACAUUCAUAUACUAUCAGAUAUUUAUUAUUCAAAAUCUUAGCUUUUGUGUAAAGAGGGAAUAAAGUUGGUCGAUUUGUAGGUUUUGCGGUGCCAAGCGUUUUAAGUUGCUUGGCACAGCUUAUUAAGUUUUGGGGGAGUUGGGGGGGAGUGGAGCAGUAGAUAUCUAGAAAGUCUAUAAGUGUCCUAUGCUUUCACAACUUCUAAUUGGGACCCCAGACUUAGAUGGACAGUUCCUCUCCAGAAGAAAGCAUUGAGCAAACUGACCAAUACCCAUUGCUAAUGGAACGAGUGGAAAGCCAUAGUGAUCAAGAGCAUAUCAUUGACAUAACAAGACAUGAUGAUGCUUCAUCAAGCUCAUCUCGGGAUGAGCAACCUUCUGGAGUGAACUUAACACAAAGUGAAGAUAGACCUUCAAGCAGCUCACAAGCUCCCACUAAUCAGACUUCUUCCUCAAACAGAUUAAACUCUAGGAAUUCAUCAUUUAUGAGGAGAAGUGAUGGGUAUGGUAGACGCCGCAGAAGCCCUUUAAAUUCUGUAUUAUGGAUUUCUGUUGAGUUAGUUGUCACUGUUAGUCAGAUUAUAGCAUCUAUCGUUGUUCUGUUGUUGUCAAGAAAUGAAAAGCCACAAGCUCCAUUAUUUGCAUGGAUUGUUGGUUAUGCAUCUGGUUGUGUUGCAACGCUUCCUAUUCUUUAUUGGCGCUUUCGUAACCGCAACCGGGGUAUUGAGCAAGAUUCGACACACUUGCGUCAAGGUUCUUCUCAUGGCAAUCCCAGUGAUUCUACACCUUAUACUGCUAUCUCAGUUACUCAAGCUUCAGAUGAGGAGAAUAAUCGCUUCUCUGAAUCAGCAACAAGGAACACUCUGAUUGGAGGAACCUUAAGUACAAGGCUCAAUGGAUUAGUAGACCAUUUCAAGAUGGCCCUAGAUUGUUUUUUUGCUGUGUGGUUUGUCGUGGGCAAUGUGUGGAUAUUUGGAGGUCACACAUCUCCUUCUGAUGCUCCUAAAUUGUACAGGUUAUGUAUAGUGUUCCUUACUUUUAGCUGUAUCGGAUAUGCCAUGCCAUUCAUACUAUGUGCAACAAUUUGUUGCUGCUUGCCUUGCAUAAUUUCUGUCCUUGGUUAUCGGGAGGAUUUUUCACAAACUAGAGGAGCCACCAUGGAAUCUAUAAAUGCUUUGCCGACCUACAAGUUUAAAUCAAAGAAAACUGGAAAUGUUAAUGAUCAGGGUGAAGGUGGAGUCCUGGCAGCAGGGACGGCAAAGGAACGUGUGAUAUCAGGAGAAGAUGCAUCUUGUUGUAUUUGCUUGGCAAAAUAUGCAGACAAUGACGAGCUGAGGGAGCUGCCGUGCAUCCAUGUCUUCCAUGUCGAGUGUGUAGAUAAAUGGUUGAAAAUUAAUGCAUCUUGCCCCCUUUGUAAAAGUGAGGUUGGUGAGAGCAGCAGCAGUGCUUCACCAUUGGCUAGAGACUCAAAUUAACAUCAUAGGAAAAGGAUGGACAAAGGAAUCAGUUGAAGAUGGGACAAAGACAAUGUCUUAAUGUUUUGGUGCUCAUCUCCUGGCUGCUGUAUCAAACUUUGUGAUCGUUAACUUGAUAUGCAACAUCCUUGAAGAGCUUUUACUUUGUUCUUACAGAUUGUUGCAUUUAAGCUCUGAGUCAAGCCUCACACUCAGCAAAGUGACUGUGCCCCAUGCACCAGAAACAAAUAUGGAGUUAUUCUGUUAUCAAAAAAUUUGAAGUGCUAUACUAUAUACGAGAUUGUUUCUUCAACCUACCACUCGUACUUUAUUUCCCUGCACUGUUUAUAUAGCUCUCUUCUUGCCAUGGAAUUGUUUUUGAUUUGCUACUGUUCUUGACUAUUUCAUCUGCUCUUUACCAUGUUGUAAGUAAACAUGAACGUCUUAUAUUUAUUCGGAAUGUUUACAGCUGAAGUU